AUGCAUCUGGUCAAUGAAGUGGUUACCUAUGUACCGGCUGGGGUCACCAUGCCAGCGUCCAUAUCUCCUCCGACACCAGUUUAUCUUUGUGUGGACAACCCAACUCCAAAUGCGUCUCCGAUAACUCUUCCAUCUCCAAGUAUGGAAAUGGUUUGGCAUGGCGAAUUUGAACGGCUCUUCAGUCAGUAUUUUCCAGACCAUUGGUACCUGCUUCCAACUAAUUACCCUCCGAUUAAUCGAUGGAGAACAUUCAAAGACAGCGCCAAAGUCAGAUUCUCUUGUCAGCAAUGCGGUCAUGGGUGGACUUCAAUGAAAGGCCGAGUAAUUUUCUGGUUCUAUUUGAAUUUUACCAAUAGUUAUGGCUAUGUCAUGUUCAAACUGUACGGACAACAAUGUAUGCGAUGUAAAAAUGGAUGUUACGAACCUGCUAUGUGGUACCCGGAAGAAGUUGUCAAAGUCAUCGGUAACGUUUACAACCGCGUUGGACAACUUCAUUAUGGCUUUGUGCGGCCUCCACUUAGGAUCGACCGUCGUGCAGGCAAACCACGAAAUCAACACAAUUCAGAACUCUGUCAGGCAUGCAAGGAAGGCCACUGCAAAGAAGAAUGGUCUUUUACGUGA
Acanthosepion pharaonis is the source of this 621-nucleotide messenger RNA. NCBI's taxonomy places the organism in Eukaryota, Metazoa, Mollusca, Cephalopoda, Sepiida, Sepiidae. The record is from the annotation of a GenBank genome assembly.